CCCUCCCCCGCCCCCCUAGGUUUCAUCACCCUGCUCCGCGUUUGACGGCGCUGCCGCCGCCAUGUCCACACCGGUGGAUCGAGCUCGCCCGUGGGAGGACGGACGCAAAUCAACUGGCAUCAGGUCAUCCUCUUCUCUUCCCAGCGGCAGCGAGACGGCGGCCGAGAGACUCACCGAGGACCUCCUAGUCGAGAUACUCUCGCGCGUGCCCGCCAGGCCGCUCUGCCGCUUCAAGUGCGUCUCCAAGCACUGGCUCGGCCUCAUCAACGACCGCACCUACCGCCGGAAGCUCCCCCAGACCCUGACCGGCUUCUUCUUCAGCGGCACCACGGAGGAGCAAUUGGUACAUCCAGUUCUUCCUUUCACCAAUUUAUCCGGGAGCCGCAGUCGCACCAGUCUUACCUUCCUGCCCAACGGCCGGGACGCCUUUCUUUUGGACUGCUGCAAUGGCUUCCUUCUCUACGACGUAUCUGCCCAUCUUGGCAAGCGCCGUUACGUCGUGUGCAAUCCUGCCACGGAGGAAUGGACUGAGUUGCCGCAUUGCGACCAUCCGGCUGGGUGGGUAUUGUGCGCUUAGGUUUUGAUCUAGCCGUGUCCCCCCACUUCCAUGUGUUUUUGUUGACGGACCAACUAAAUGGAUUUGGUCUCCCGGGAGUGGACGGCUGUUCAUAUGUCUAUUCAUCGGAAACCGGGAGGUGCGUUCAUAAGGAGAAGAAAUGGUACUGGGAUAUUGAUCUCGUUCGUGUUCACUCAGCUGCAUAUCUAACGAAAAAGGCUUUUCGCCCUGCUAUAUUGAUAUAGCAACCGCCCGAUACAACAAAGAGUCCAAUGCUGGGGCAAAUAGCACAAGCAUGCCCAAAAGAAACAAAAGAGAAAGAACAGAGAAAAUAAUGUCCACAGCGUCGGAUCGACGAAAACGAUGAUAACCCAAAACCGUUGCGCCCACCGGAGAUGUACCACCUCGCUCCAGGCACCUCGAACCUCCGCAUACCAAGCAGCACCUUCAGGAAGGAACACGAUGACG
Molecule: messenger RNA, 1024 nt
Organism: Triticum aestivum (bread wheat)
Lineage: Eukaryota; Viridiplantae; Streptophyta; Magnoliopsida; Poales; Poaceae
Product: putative F-box protein At3g52320
Exons: 2
Coding region: 62-577 (171 amino acids)
Molecular function (GO): protein binding
Source: RefSeq, a predicted model, not a curated record